Messenger RNA from Poeciliopsis prolifica (blackstripe livebearer), 4568 nucleotides. RefSeq names its product POP1 homolog, ribonuclease P/MRP subunit (gene pop1). Bases 89 to 2977 code for a protein of 962 amino acids. The record is from RefSeq and is a predicted model, not a curated record. Gene Ontology annotation, biological process: tRNA 5'-leader removal. Gene Ontology annotation, cellular component: nucleolar ribonuclease P complex; ribonuclease MRP complex. Lineage: Eukaryota; Metazoa; Chordata; Actinopteri; Cyprinodontiformes; Poeciliidae. The transcript is spliced from 16 exons.
AGCAAACAAGGAGGCCAACGCGCGUGAGGGAGACUCACAUGGUAGCUAACAGCAGGAGCAGACAUUUACAAGCCCUAAAGUAACGAAAAUGUCCGCAGCUAAAGCCAAAAGGCGUGAGAAGAAGAUGAAGAGCCAGCCUGCCAGUGUGCAGUAUCCAUCUUCUCCUCCCGAGGAGAGGAGAGCAGAGAACGGCGGAGGAGGGGAUGGCCGUCACGUCACCGGUGAUCAAUCAGAUUCGCAUCCUUCCAGGAAGAGGGAGCAGACCCUACCCGUCAGACACGGAUGGGUUCGUGGACAUCAGAAAGAUGGCGGUGGUUAUGACACAGAGAUGCCCAACCACAUCACUGCUGGAGCUUUUGCUAGGGCCAGAGCAGCAGAGGUAAAGGCCAUGCUGGUAGCAGCCACCAAUACGACGGCCAACAUGUUUCAGGCUCUGCCCAAGCACAUGAGGCGGCGGGCCAUGAGCCACAACACCAAGCGGCUCCCUCGCAGGCUGAGAAACGUGGCCAACUGGAUGAGGGAGAGGAGCCUCCAGGCUGGCUCGAAGAGGAGAAAGAGAAAGAAAAAAAAACAACUGGUGAAGAGCAAGAGCCGCAAAGCUCGCCGUCGCCACGGGAACCUGCUGCUGGAGUUCAACCGGCGCCAGAGGAAGAACAUUUGGCUGGAGACGCACAUCUGGCACGCCAAGCGCUUCCACAUGGUGAAAAAGUGGGGAUACUGUCUGGGGGUCAGACCCACAUACAAAUGCUACCGGCCAUGCUACAGAGCGAUGAGCAGCCACUGCCUCCUACAGGAUCUUUCUUAUUACUGCUGCAUUGAGUUGAAGGGGGAGGAAGACAAGCUGCUGGCUGCUCUGACUCAGCUGACAUGCAAGGAGGCUGGUCCUACAUUUGCUGCAGCCAUGUUCCUGUCAGGGGCCAGACAGGGCAGCGUCACAGUGUACCGGGCAGGUCGCUACCCUGCCGACCCCCUGGGACCUGUUACCUUCCUCUGGAGACCCCAAACACCAGGACUAAUCAACCGGCAGCUGUGGAUCUGGGCUCAUCCUGCUUUGAAACAGGAUCUGCUCCUAGAAUUACAAAGCGUGUGCCAAUGUUCCGAGGCCGUGGCGCCCCCUGUUGAACCGGAGGUCUUGGGUGCAGAGGCUGAUCCCGCCCCUCAGCCAGAACCAAAUCCUGACAAUGAGCUGAAAGCUGGAGCCAAGAGAAAGCGGCGUUGUAAGGAUGCCGGUGAACCUCCUGCAAAGAGAAUUCUGGGAGAUGGAACCAGAUUGCCCACCUCCCCGGUUACCUGGAGGUCCAGCUCAACUGGACUAGUUAUAAACGAUCUCACGAUGGAGAUCAUACGCUAUCGUCUGAUUGGACCACAGUCUCAUUCUGUGCUGGCGGAGACUUUGGAGGCAGCUACAGUCUGUGAUGAGCUGAAGUCUUCUCCCCUCUGGUGGCCUGAGCAUUGCAAAGACCAGAGCAACAUGAAGCUCCAUCAGCAACAAACGAAUGUCUUUAAUGUACUGAAAGAUAUCUAUUCAACUGGAGAGCUCCCCCCAGGAACGGUGCUGGGGUUGACCGUGGACGACCCCCGACUGACUCUACCCAGACAGAGGGUUAAAGCCGCGCCCUGUGUGAACCAGGACCAAGUAGGUGACGAGAAGAGGAACCAGUUGAUGUUGCAAGGAGUCCCACUGCAGUGCUGCCAGAGCUUCCUGUGGGAGCGGUCUGUCCGGGAAAACGUCACUGACAACAAGAUAUCUGAGCAGGAGCUGAACAGGAUGAAGAGUGAACUGCUGGUUCCGGGCUCCAGGCUGGGCCCCGGGCCCCAACAGGGCCGGGUCCCCGUCCUCUUGGUUCAUCAGCCUGGUAAGCAGGUGGGCGACGAGCUGGGUUCCUGGGGGGCCGGCUGGGACCUGCUGCUUCCUAAAGGCUGGGGGAUGGCCUUCUGGGUCCCACUGGUGUACAGAGGGGUUCGAGUCGCCGGUCUGCACAUGAGUCUGAAACACUCUCAGAACAAAGCGGCUCCCCACUUUCCCCACGACUAUCCAGAUUGCCCCGCAGGAUCCCGCUUUGAGGAGGAGCAGGAGGCCGAGUUCCUGGACAAAUUUAGAAGGCGUCCGCCAGCCAAGAGGACCAAUUACAUAAAACAUGGCUGUCUGGCUCCUUUUCGUUGCCCCUGGCAACAGCUGGCGGAGGAGUGGGAGCUCCUGGCGACGGACGGCGGAGCGGAGAGGAAAGGAGACGGGCAGACCCAGAUGACCAGGAAGAGCCACGAAGUGAUUGAGGAAGUGACAUCACAGCAGAAAGUAGCUGCAGCUAGUCCUCCGAGCCGCUUCAUUGUUCUGAGGAACAGAAAGUCUCUGAGGCUUCUCUCCAGCUGGUGCAGACCCCAGACAUGCAGAGGACAGAGACAGGGCCGCGGGGCGGCGGCGGCACUUCCUCUCAGCGACUCGGCGGUGACGUCUUUCAACGCCACUCACAAGAUGAGUAUGGUGUGGGUGCGCCUGACGCUGCUGUCCAAAGGGAAACCAGAAGCCCACGCCAUGGUGUGCGCGCCGACUGCAGAGGACUUGAAGCUGUUUGGCAAGAGCCCAGAAAGCUGUGGCCCUCAGGAGCCCCCCCACAAAGACCACUAUAAAAGCAGAAUUAAAAGCAAGAAGAAGAGCUCCAAGACGGCAACUCCAUCACAAGUACCAGACGACCCAACUACAUCCACAGACCCCCAUUUGCCCUCUGACCUCAUCCUAGGGCUCUGGCCUGACCCUCUGCCGAGCGUGGCGUCUCACUGCUCCCGGGUGACACUGGGCUGGGUCACCCAGGGGGACUUCUCCCUGUCUGUGGGGCGCGGGGAGGCUCUGGGCUUCGUCAGCGUCUCCGGUCUACUCCACACACUCCUCAAGCAACCGCCUGAGGUCAGAGGAACGCUGCUGCUGCGCAACCCCACCUCCCUGCACUAUCGCUUCGUCAGGCUCAACAUCGACGUAUGACGUCCAACAGCCGGAUCCGAACAGAACCAGCCUUCUUAAAAAAAGACUUGUGUUGUGCAGUGGCAGGUGACCGAAUGGCUGGUGAAAAUCAUGUGCCUUCACAGAGAGCAUGACUGAGGCAUCCAAUCAAAGGUGUGUGUAUUACACACCAACAGUGUCAUCAGAAAUCCUUGUCUAUGCAGCUCAUGAGAUUCUGGGAUCUUUGAAAGAAAUCUGAUCCCUUCUGCAUCCUUUGUUGAUUAAAGUGUUUUAUGUUGAAGAAAAUACAACUGCAGCUAAGAGCUUUUGGUUUGAAUAAAUGCGAAUAAGAAAGAAAAUCAAAUAAGGUAUCUGUGCAUCUUAAAGUUUUAAAGACUUGAUUAAAAAAAACCAACUUAAGUUGGCCUUAAGUUACGUUACUCAUAUGUCUUAAAUGUUGUGGGGGGCAGGACUAUUUUAAUAUCUUAUAUGGUAAUUUGUCAUUUUAUUUCUCCUCAGGACUUUUCCUUCAGGCAAAAGCUUGAGUCAUGCAUGUUCUGUGACUCUGUGCUGCUAACUAGCCAAUACACCCUAGCUACCAUUUAGCUAGCUAUUCUGUAUCUAUUACAGUAAAGUGCAAAUUAUUGCUGGUUGGUUUGACGACAUUCAUCUUCACUUCUGGCUCUCUUGACAACCUGUUCAAUGCUACGUGUAUUCUGAGGAGGAAAGAAAAAGCUUGGCACUAAGGAUACAGCUGUAAAGAGAAUAGGCAAACUAUGUAAUUUUCUUCAGUAUAUUUCUGUUGUGACACAAGACUUAAAUUUGAGUUUGUGCAAUCUGCAGAAACCCUGAAUAAUUUUGACGAUGAUGGUUCAACAUUACAUCCCAAAAUCCAAGAAGAAAGCCAUCAAAAGUCUUGUAGCAGAAGGUGAUCUGGUCAGAGGAAACUUAAGAUUUGAAGUUUUGUUUUUUAAAUUGCACUCCAAGAAUUGCAACCACUGCAAACUACUUUUAACAUACUAUCUAUACUGUGUAGGAGGUUUACCUUUGAGUGGGACAACCCCAAAUAUGAAGACAUAGCUGCAAUUUAUUGUGGAGAAUGGCCUAAUUAAAGUCCAGCAUGAUAUGAAAGUGACAAUUUGUGCAAAGACUUGAUGCUUAAAGAUUCUAUCCUAUUUGAGUUUGAGCUGAAGUCCAAAGACGACUGGGUGAAAUGUUUGGUCUGCAGAUGUGCAAACCUGGUUGGAAUCUGCCCCAAAAAGACUGCAACUAUGCUCAAAAGUGGCUCGGUAGAGAAAUUACUCUCUAAAUCUAAAUUCAUUUUAAAAAAUACUGUUGGUCAAUUACAAAAUGUCAGUAAAACACAUCGUGUGUGGCUGCACCCUGACAGAACUCCUGCAAGGCUCUGCAACUGCAUCCAACUACAGAUACUUAAACUUUGUGCCUUCUUGCAGCAACCCUGCCAUGAACUGUGGUUUCCCGCAUAUCCCAUAAUGUGUAGGUGGCAGAUAAGAGUUUUGUUGCUUGGCAACACUACAGUUUGGUAGCGGCUCAGCCAGGCAUGCAGUCUUGAGGUUUACUGAGGUGAAGAUGGGCGGUGAAGCUUCACUCUGGUGCUUCUAAGGUGAGUUAG